AUGGAGCCGGACACAGCACCACCGGACUGCAGCCCCGUGACCCCGCACGUGACCCUGUACGGGGAGUUCACGGCCGCCGGUAACAGGAGAGUCCGGUACGCGGUGAGUUUAACGGAGCAGGAGCUGGUGGUUCAGAGACUGUCUUCCGCACCUGUCCCGUGGAACAAGGUGCUACUGAGGCUGGAGGACUGCGUGGGGUCCCGCGCGCACUGCGGGGACGACUCGGACCCUGCCGCCUACUUCACCGCGUACUUUUACCCUCUGAAGAAGCGCUGGGUGGGAUCCGGAUCAUCCAGGCAGCGCGUGGAGCAGUGCUUUCGGCUCGCGGCUCUGCAGGACCCGCGCUGCAACCUGGAAGAGGCGGACAAGUGGGCCCGGGCUGUCCGAGAGAGGUCUGCGCGGAAACACGGUCCCAGAGACGGGCUGCUGAUGAGUGAGCCGUUGCAUCGUCACACACUGGUCCUGGUGAAUCCGCAGAGUGGGCGGGGCCAGGCGCUGUCGCUGUACAACUCACACAUUCAGAGAAUGCUCCAGGAGGCGGGGCUUCCACACUCUCUGCUCAUCACAGAGCGGCAGAACCAUGCCCGAGAGCUCGUGAGGGACCUGAAUCUGGCCCAGUGGGACACGCUCGUGAUUAUGUCAGGGGACGGACUGCUGUUUGAGGUGAUUAAUGGGCUGUUAGAGCGGCCUGACUGGUGGGAGGCCAUCCGGAUGCCUCUGGCCAUUCUCCCGGGAGGCUCCGGCAAUGCGCUGGCAGCGUCGGUGCAUCACUACUCUGGGUCCAGCCCAGUGUCCAGUGAGGAGCUGCUCGUCAGCUGUGGCUUCCUGCUCUGUAAAGGCCUGGUGUCCCGCAUGGACCUGGUCUCGAUCCAUUUAUCAUCCGGUGCGCGCGUUUUCUCCUUCCUGUCUCUGGCCUGGGGCUUCGUGGCAGACGUGGACAUCGAAAGUGAGAAGUAUCGCCAUGUAGGAGCGGCGCGGUUCACAGUCGGGACGCUGGUCAGGUUAGCUUGUCUGCGCGUGUAUCGAGGGAGACUGUCGUAUCUGCUGCCUUCACUGGACAAUCGCAUUGACCAAAACGGCGUUCAGAACACGCCUUUGCCUGCUUCAAGUCUCUACAGUUUUCCUCAUGAAAACUGCAGUCCAAUCUCUGAACACAACUCCUGCCACUCAAACAACUCUGUUAAAGUGACACGGAGACUUGCCAACCUCAGCCCCUCUGGCCCUGUGGACUCUCUGCUGCCUCCUUUAGACCACCCUGUGCCUAACAACUGGGUGGUUGUGCCGCAGGAGGAGUUUGUCCUCAUGCUAGCGAUGUACCAGUCCCAUCUGGCUGAGGACCUGUUUGCGGCGCCGGACUCCACUCUGGACGACGGCCUAAUCCAUCUGUUCUACGUUAAAGCUGGAAUCUCGCGGGCAGCGUUGCUGAGGCUUUUCCUAGCCAUGGAAAAAGGCGCACAUCUGACCUCAAACUGCCCACAUCUGGUUCACGUUAAAGUCCGCGCUCUGAGGCUGGAGCCGCAGUCACCAAAGGGCAUCAUCACAGUAGACGGGGAAGUGGUGGAGUAUGGACCAGUGCAGGCGGAGGUCCACAGGGGGCUCGCCAGGCUGAUAACUGGAUAAAAUGAAAACCCUCAACUCUCUGGUCAGCGUAGCAAUGGUGUAAAACGACCUAUUGUGUUUGUGUCUGCAUUAUAGUUAUAAUCUAUGAGACAAGUCCGUGUUAGAAAAGUGCGGUGUCCAGUGGAAGCCGAGGUCGCCGUAAACGUCAUCACAACAAAGCUUUGCAUGCUGUCAGCGCCCCCUAUGGAUAGCUGCAUCCUACGAGAAUCACCAGUUAAGAAAAUGAAACUG
Periophthalmus magnuspinnatus is the source of this 1851-nucleotide messenger RNA. Its product is annotated as sphingosine kinase 1-like. The transcript has 5 exons. Gene Ontology annotation, biological process: cellular response to growth factor stimulus; sphingosine biosynthetic process; negative regulation of apoptotic process. NCBI's taxonomy places the organism in Eukaryota, Metazoa, Chordata, Actinopteri, Gobiiformes, Gobiidae. Gene Ontology annotation, cellular component: membrane; intracellular membrane-bounded organelle; cytoplasm. The record is from RefSeq and is a predicted model, not a curated record. Bases 1 to 1620 code for a protein of 539 amino acids.